Molecule: messenger RNA, 2088 nt
Organism: [Torrubiella] hemipterigena
Lineage: Eukaryota; Fungi; Ascomycota; Sordariomycetes; Hypocreales; Clavicipitaceae
Source: the annotation of a GenBank genome assembly
CAGUAUCUCGUGUAUUGUCUGUUCAAAACAUGGCAUCAGUGCGUCCUAGACUGUUAGAAUCAAUCCCGGGACAGUUCUUGACCCUUAAGCUAUCGCCGGCAAGCACCAGCCUCGCACCACGGCGGGCAAAACGGUUUGCGCCCAAGAGUCGGGCAGGAUGCCUCGUUUGUCGUAAACGUCGUAUCAAGUGCGAUGAAGAGCGUCCGCGGUGCAAGCGGUGCGUCAUCGGUAGAUGGGAAUGCCAGUAUGCCAAAACAAAGGAACCUCUGCAACCACAGCGUAUUGUCUUGCUACAGCCCGCGACAUAUCUCUGUCCGGCUGGCAUUCAUCCUGAAGGAUACGAGAUUGAUCUCUUUGGCACCUUUCGCAGCUCGCUUGUCUCCGUCGUCGGUGGAGCGUUUAAUCGCGAGUUUUGGAGAAUUGAUGUGCCUACAGCCGCCCAGGUCUACCCAUCCAUUUGGCACGGGGCUGUGGCCUUGACCGCUAUAUACAAGAGCAUCAAGGUCGAUAAGAAAUCCCUUCGACGAGUGUUUGGUAGUAACUCUACCUCCAGCCCAACUCGAAACCAGCUAUACCAACACGCCUUGGUACAUUUCAACAAAUCUAUCCAGGCGCUAGCAAAGAGUAUGGCGUCGUGCCCCAGCGACCUGUCUCGGAUAUCAUACAGAGACAAAGAAAUGAUUAUAAUGACUGUUAUACUGUACAUUGGCCUAUGUGGCAUGCUGUCCGACGAUCACCAGCUCAAAUCUCAGUGCGAAAGCUUUUCGCGGCUUCUGGAAGCAAUGCAGUUUGGCGAGGAAGAUCCUGUAUCGCGGAAUGGAAUCAUGUCCUACAAUGACUUGCUUUCUAUUAUUCUCAUCAUUGACGUGUCCAUAUAUGAGCAAAUGGGUCUACCAGGCCGCUGGACGCGAAAAUGGACCGUACAAUGCCCUCAAAUCGACAGUUUUACUUGCAUGACAGACGCCUACCUUGCCAUGCUGCCGACUCAGUUCUUGAGACUCUUCAAGUAUGAAGAUGUCAUGGCGCCUAGUCAUCAAGGUUCAAUGAAAACUCGCUUCCGCCUGGACAUGCUGGAAUCCUACGUCGCUAGGCUCGGUGCAUUUAAAGAAAGUCAACGACUCAUUACCCCGCAUGACCGCCAAACUCUCGAGAUUCUUGAUCUAAUUAUGGAGCUAUCUUUUAUAAGAGAGGAGAUUAUACUGGCAGAAACUAGAGACGAGGCUAUUGCAGCCAACGAAAAGAUGUUGCUCGCUUUGGAUAAAGUAGACGCUGCCAUGGGCCGCAUGUCGUCUCUCGGUACGGCGUUUUCAUUGGAGCCACCCCCCUAUAUCUUUGCGCCGUCGCUUGGAAGAUUGUUGCAAAUUUUUCUAGCAGUCUCCAGCAGCCCAAAAGUUCGCCGCCGAGGGGUCGAGCUGAUGAGAAAAUGGCCCUAUAGCGAAGUGGGCAUUCGCAGUGACGAGGCAAUAGCGAUUAUGGAAAUAGUACAACACCACGUCGCUACCGGCCCGGCGAGAACCCUGCCUUAUCAACAGUCGGGCCUCCCCAUUCUGUCCAGCUUUAAGAGUAAUGACGGGGCGGAAUUGACAUUUGACCCUCUAAACAGCUGCGAAUGUAUCCCAGAUGUCUUCAUUUGCCGGGAUCACAAAAUGGGCGAUUACGAGAAAGAUGUAUAUGGGCCUUCGCCAAGGUAUGGUAUAGUCUCUUGGUACGAGUUGCGCCACAACUUGCCACAUACUUGGUAUCCAUUCCCGUAUUGACGGUAGAGGUCACAGAAGCAUUCUUGCGAUGGUAUCGGGGAUAGAAGACAACCGACUAGAUUAUACCGUUGGAUUGUAUAAUACAACUAGUGUCCCAAGCCUCGUACCCAUACGCAACUAUUUCCUUGGGUUUGUUGUUCCCCACGUAUUUGGUUCGAUAGGUCCGUUUCCUAAAAGAAAUAUUAGAAUUCAUUACUUUCGUACGGUAUAAAAUAAAGCCCAUAUAUAUAUAUAUAUAGCCCACUCUGCCACUCUGCUCAAUCCCGUUCCCCAAGGAGGGGACUUUUGCGGAAGCCAGACCAGGCUCGUUCAUGACGCGCACACCACCAGC